AAAAGCUGCCAUUUUGGUCAGUCGUUAUACCAACAUGUCGGCUUACACUGUGUUUGUGGCUUUGUUGAUCACCUGCGUCUGCGCAUUCCCAGUGCCUGACGAAAAAGCGAAGGUAUCUGUGAUCAGAGACAGCACUAUUGGCUUCGCGCUGGGGGCUGGCGGCAGCAAGACAGCCGGCAUACAAAUCGGCAAUGGCAACAUCAAAGUGCAAAUCAAGGAUGUAGCCCGCAAGCGGCCGGACUUCAGUUUCCUAGAAAACGUGAACUCAGGAAUAGCGUUUGGCUUCGACCAGAGCAUCAGCAUUGGCGUUCUAAAGGACAACUUGUUCAAUGGCAAAAACCCCAUCUUUGGGAGAAAAUAAAAUACAAUUCGCAAGUACAUGCUGCGUCAUUUUUUUUGUCGCAUUA
Helicoverpa zea (corn earworm) is the source of this 407-nucleotide messenger RNA. RefSeq lists its product as uncharacterized. The record is from RefSeq and is a predicted model, not a curated record. The transcript is spliced from 3 exons. NCBI's taxonomy places the organism in Eukaryota, Metazoa, Arthropoda, Insecta, Lepidoptera, Noctuidae. Bases 35 to 361 code for a protein of 108 amino acids.